AUGAAACAACAUCUUGCCGGAACUAUAGGAAAUACUUUUUCUUGCAAUAAAGUUGACCCAGAAGUGCGGCUCAAAAUAAAAAGGUCAUUGGAUUCUAAUGCAAAGAAAAGUAAGGAGAAGAAAGGGGUGUUUGACGACUCAUCAAGUGAAGGUGAUGACAUUCCUACACAAAAGGUACCGUCAAAGGGGAAGAGAAAAGCCUCUAAUGGGAUUGAAGCAUUUUGUCAGAAAGAUCUUAAGGUAACUCAUUCUUCUCAACCUUCUAUUAGAGCAUGCAUGCAAAAUAAGGAAAGGUGGAAAGAGACUGACUUGGCCAUUGCGUUAUGGUUUUAUGAUGCAUGUAUCCCAUUUAAUGCUUGCAAUUCACCUUACUUUCAAGGUGCCAUUGAUAAAAUAGCUAACAUGGGUCUUGGUUAUAAACAUCUUUCUUUUCAUGCUUUGCGGGUUAACUUACUGAGUGAUGCUAAAAUGCAUGUUAAGUUGAUCAUAGAUUCUAUGAGAAAAACUUGGGAGGACACAGGUUGCACUAUAAUGGCAGAUGGGUGGACAGACAUUAGACAGAGGUCUUUGAUUAACUUUUUAGUUUACUGUCCAAAAGGAAUUUCAUUUGUCAAAUCUGUUGAUGCUUCUGAUAUUUCUUCAACUGCUGAAGAAUUAUGUAAGUUGUUUUGUGAGAUUGUGGAAUGGGUUGGUCCUCGUAAUGUUGUACACAUGGUAACAGACAAUGGAGCUAAUUAUAAAGCUGCGGGUGGUAAGCUUGCGGAGAAAUAUCCUUUAAUUUUUUGGUCGCCAUGCGCAGCUCACUGUGUGAAUUUGAUAUUUAAAGAUGUUGGAGAGCUGGAAACCGUCCAAAGUUUGGCUAUUCUUGCUUCAAAGGUGACUGUCUUUGUCUACAAUCACAAGGUGACAUUGACUUGGCUAAGAAAAAGAAAAGGAUGGCGAGAAAUUAUCCGUCCUGGUGCGACCCGUUUUGCUACUACCUUUAUCGCUUUACAAAGCUUACAUGCGCAUAAGGGUGAUUUGCAGGGUUUGGUCCUUAGCGGUGAGUUUAAGAAAUAUUCGAAAGUGCAAAGAGCUAAAGAAGUAAAACAAAUUGUAUUGGAUGAGAAAUUUUGGGAUAAUUGUUUGGUGAUCGUGAAGAUUAUGACACCCUUGAUACGCUUGUUGCGGUUGUGCGAUACUGAUGAGAAACCAUCCCUGGCUUAUAUAUAUGAGGGCAUGCACAGGGCACGUUUGGGGAUUAUGAAUAUUUUUAAAAAUAAGAAAAGACUCUACACGCCCUACACUGAUAUUAUAGACAGGAGAUGGGAUCUUAUGUUGACAAAAGAUCUCCAUGCAACAGCAUAUUAUUUGAACCCUGCUUUUCAAUACGAUCAAUCUUCUUACUGCAAAAAGCCUGAGAUUAUGCGGGGAGUGCUCAAUGUGUUGGAUAAGGUGGAAGGCGAGGAGGGACUAGCAAUACUGGAUGAGUUAAGAAUUUUUCGAGAGCGUGAGAAGGGCUUUUCUCGUCCAAAGGCAAUUGCUUGUUGUAAAACCACUAGACCAGGUAAAUAUUAA
Molecule: messenger RNA, 1557 nt
Organism: Erythranthe guttata (spotted monkey flower)
Lineage: Eukaryota; Viridiplantae; Streptophyta; Magnoliopsida; Lamiales; Phrymaceae
Source: RefSeq, a predicted model, not a curated record